UCAUUACAUUCAAACCCAUUUGAUUCUUGCAAAGCUGUGUGAAAAUGUCUGGCCGUGGAAAGGGUGGUAAGGGAUUGGGAAAGGGAGGAGCAAAACGUCACCGGAAAGUUCUCCGGGAUAACAUUCAGGGGAUCACAAAGCCGGCGAUUCGRAGACUGGCGAGAAGAGGCGGAGUGAAGAGAAUCAGUGGAUUGAUAUAUGAAGAAACUCGAGGUGUGCUGAAGAUCUUCUUAGAAAACGUGAUUCGUGAUGCAGUGACUUACACGGAACAUGCUCGCCGGAAAACGGUAACCGCCAUGGAUGUUGUAUAUGCUCUUAAGAGGYAGGGACGRACUCURUAUGGGUUUGGAGGCUAAGUUUUCCUAUUCGAUUAUGGUACCAAAUAGAUCUGAUCAAUGCAAAUGCUUACUCUGAUUCUGAUGUAUUUGAAUUCAAUGAAAUUUCAACUUUGUUGUAUAAUCUGAUCUUGCAUCUUUGAUUCAUCAUCGUUUUGGGUUUGUUUUUUGUGGGUUAGAUCAGUAUUUGUUUGUAAUGUUUGGGAAGUAAAUCAGUUUACAGUUUUAUAUGA
Messenger RNA from Cynara cardunculus var. scolymus (artichoke), 568 nucleotides. RefSeq names its product histone H4-like. The transcript has a single exon. Gene Ontology annotation, biological process: nucleosome assembly. The coding region runs from base 45 to 356 and encodes 103 amino acids. NCBI's taxonomy places the organism in Eukaryota, Viridiplantae, Streptophyta, Magnoliopsida, Asterales, Asteraceae. Gene Ontology annotation, cellular component: nucleosome. Gene Ontology annotation, molecular function: structural constituent of chromatin; protein heterodimerization activity; DNA binding. The record is from RefSeq and is a predicted model, not a curated record.